AUGAAAAUUGAAUUGAACCUGUAAAAAGAAAAUGAGGAGAAAGAUUAAGUGAAUAAAGAUGGAGUUAUAUUAGAUGAAAAAUUAUCAUGUAUACAAGGCAAAACAACUAUUCUCUCAGAUUUUGAUAUUUGCUGGACUAACAUGGAUUACAUUAUACAUGAAUAGUUCAUUAAAGGAUUUCUAUAUCUUAGAUUCAGUUCAUGCUUCAAAUUUUUCUAUCUAGGAGAUGAUCAAAGCAUCAAAAUACUGUACCACUAAAUUAUCGAAUUGCCUGAUAAAAAUGCAGUAGGCCUUUUUCAUCAUAGACAACAGGGUAUUUAGAGAUUUUAACACUAAAAUGGUAAUUAAUUAUCGAAGUCAGCAAUAUUCAAAAUUAAGGAAACCAAAUAUUAAAUUGAAUACCUUAAGAACUUAGAGAAAAAGCAUUACUACACAAUUCAGUGUUCAGAUAACAAUCAAGAGUAUGAGAGUUUUUAUUUCAUCGUGAAAAUCAAAGUUCCUAAAAUCGUGUAAAAUUAGUCUGAAAUAACUGAGAAAUAUAUUAAAAUUAGGUAUCUUGCUUAGCUUAGUUAAAAUCUCAGAUUUGAUAGGCACGUUAUACUAAACUAAUGUGGGUCUUAGUAUUUAAAUUUUCAUUUGAGAGAAUUUAGGGUAUUUAAAAUGAAGAAGAUCUCAUAUAAAGCUAUAAGAUAAAAAAUUCUUGAAAAUGAUUAUGUAGAGAUAAUGUCUUAAUCUAAAAAUAUUUCAUAGAUGAAAGAAUUACCCUUUGUAAUAUGCAAAUCAACCAGAGAUAAGAAAAGAUUCACAUUAAACGUGAUGAACCAUAGCAUAACUAACUUUGAUUAAUGUCUAGGUGAAGUGAAUCUUAUAAAGCUUAAAAAUGAGGUCAAUAGUUUACAUUAUGGAUAUUAUUUUCUUGAAAUUAAAAAGGGAGAUAUGAUAUCUGUUAAAAAAUUACUCUGA
Stylonychia lemnae is the source of this 963-nucleotide messenger RNA. The record is from the annotation of a GenBank genome assembly. Lineage: Eukaryota; Ciliophora; Spirotrichea; Sporadotrichida; Oxytrichidae.